AUGGGGCAGCCGUGGGCGGCGGGGAGUGCGGAGGGGACCCCCGCGCGGCUGCCUGUGGUGCUCACGGCGCUGUGGGCCUCGGCCGUGGGCUUGGAGCUGGCCUAUGUCGUGGUGUGGGGCCCCGGGCCGCCCCCGUUGGGACCACUGGCCCGGGUCUUGCAGCUCUCGCUAGCCGCCUUCCAGCUCCUCAACCUACUGGGCAACGCGGGGCUUUUCCUGCGCUCCGAUCCCAGCAUUCGGGGCGUGAUGCUGGCCGGCCGCGGCCUGGGCCAGGGCUGGGCUUACUGCUACCAGUGCCAGAGCCAAGUACCACCUCGCAGUGGGCACUGCUCUGCCUGCCGUGUCUGCAUUCUGCGCAGAGACCACCACUGCCGCCUGCUGGGCCGCUGCGUCGGCUUCCAGAACUAUCGGCCUUUCCUGUGCCUGCUGCUUCACACCACUGGUGUCCUGCUGCACGUCUCGGUGCUGCUGGGCCCUGCGCUGGCAUCCCUGCUGCAGGCCCACACCCCUCUCCAUGCCGCCACACUCCUCCUCCUGCCCUGGCUCAUGCUGCUUACAGGUAGGGUAUCUCUGGCACAGUUCGCCCUGGCCUUUGUGAUGGACACGUGCGUGGCAGGUGCACUGCUGUGCGUGGCGGGGCUGCUUUUCCACGGGACGCUGCUGCUGCGCGGCCAGACGACGUGGGAGUGGGCGCGGGGCCAGAACACCUAUGACCUGGGCCCCCGCCACAACCUGCAGGUGGCCCUGGGGCCCCGCUGGGUCCUCGUGUGGCUGUGGCCUUUCCUGGCCUCCCCCUUGCCUGGGGAUGGGAUUUCCUUCCAGACUGCAGCUGACAGGGGCCCUGUGGCUUCCUGA
Molecule: messenger RNA, 855 nt
Organism: Elephantulus edwardii (Cape elephant shrew)
Lineage: Eukaryota; Metazoa; Chordata; Mammalia; Macroscelidea; Macroscelididae
Gene: ZDHHC24
Product: zinc finger, DHHC-type containing 24
Exons: 3
Coding region: 1-855 (284 amino acids)
Biological process (GO): protein targeting to membrane; peptidyl-L-cysteine S-palmitoylation
Cellular component (GO): endoplasmic reticulum; Golgi apparatus
Molecular function (GO): protein-cysteine S-palmitoyltransferase activity
Source: RefSeq, a predicted model, not a curated record